This is a messenger RNA of Castor canadensis (American beaver), 1300 nucleotides long. It is a transcript of the gene Igfbp2, whose product is annotated as insulin like growth factor binding protein 2. Gene Ontology annotation, cellular component: extracellular region. Lineage: Eukaryota; Metazoa; Chordata; Mammalia; Rodentia; Castoridae. The record is from RefSeq and is a predicted model, not a curated record. Gene Ontology annotation, biological process: regulation of insulin-like growth factor receptor signaling pathway. Gene Ontology annotation, molecular function: insulin-like growth factor I binding; insulin-like growth factor II binding.
AUGCUGCCGAGACUGGGCGGCCCCGCGCUGCCGCUGGUCUUGCCGUCGCUGCUGCUGCUGCUGCUGCUGCUGGGCGCCGGCGGCUGUGGCCCCGGGGUGCGCGCUGAGGUGCUGUUCCGCUGCCCACCCUGCACACCCGAGCGCCUGGCUGCUUGCGGUCCCCCGCCGGCCGCACCGCCCGCCGCCGUGUCUCGGGAGGCGGGCGAUGCCCGCGCGCCCUGCGCCCAGCUCGUCCGAGAGCCGGGCUGCGGCUGCUGCUCGGUGUGCGCCCGGCUGGAGGGCGAAACGUGCGGCGUCUACACCCCGCGCUGCGGCCAAGGGCUGCGCUGCUACCCCAACCCCGGCUCCGAGCUGCCCCUGCAGUCGCUGGUCAUGGGCGUGGGCACUUGCGAAAAGCGCCGGGACACCGAGUACGGUGCCAGCCGCGAGCAGGUUGCAGACAAUGGUGAUGACCACUCUGAGGGAGGCCUGGGAGAGAACCAUGUGGAUGGGACCAUGAACAUGUUGGGAGGAGGCAGCAGUGCUGGCCGGAAGCCCCUCAAAUCAGGCAUGAAGGAGCUGGCUGUGUUCCGGGAGAAGGUCACCGAGCAGCACCGACAGAUGGGCAAAGGUGGAAAACACCACCUUGGACUGGAGGAGCCCAAGAAGCUGCGUCCACCACCUGCCAGGACCCCCUGCCAGCAGGAAUUGGACCAGGUCUUGGAGCGAAUCUCCACCAUGCGCCUUCCAGAUGAUCGGGGCCCUCUGGAGCACCUCUACUCCUUACAUAUUCCCAACUGUGACAAACAUGGCCUGUACAACCUCAAACAGUGCAAGAUGUCUCUGAAUGGACAGCGUGGCGAGUGCUGGUGUGUGAACCCCAACACUGGGAAGCUGAUCCAGGGAGCCCCCACCAUCCGCGGGGACCCAGAGUGCCAUCUCUUCUACAAUGAGCAGCAAGAGGCUGGUGGGGCUCAUGCCCAGCGGGUGCAGUAAACCACAGCAGCUGGUGCCUGGCUCCCCCACCCCUAACACCAGCAGAAACAGAGGGUGCUUGGGUGGAGGGUGGGGAGGAUUUCCUAGGAGAUUUGACACAUGUAUUUAUAUUUGGAAAGAGGCCAGCACUGAGCCCGGCACCCUGCUGCCCUGCCCUGCCCUCCCCUCCCCAGCUGGAGAUGCCUAUAUUGUCCCUUUCUGCUUCCCCUGGGGAGGAAGGGGAGGUGGUACUAGGGGAGCUAGGUACAGGUUUGGGAGGGGAGGAAAAGAAAUUUUUAUUUUUGAACCCCUGUGUCUCUUUUGCUUAAGAUUAAAGGAAGGAAAA